CUUUUGCCCUCGCAGUUAUCCCAUCACCAACCGCCAUUUUCUAUAUAUGCCUCCCUUCAUCCACCCUUUUCUCAUCCUCAUCCUCAUCCUCUGCCUUUCAAUCUGGUUUUUUCUUUCUUUCCUUAACCUUCAUCUUCGAUUCAUUGAUUCCGCCAGAUUACAUCUAGAUCUCUCUGCUUUCUGGGCUUGAUUUGAAGAUUCUGUUUCGUUUCGUUUCGUUUCUUUGAUUUGAGAACAUGGCUUGUUUGGUUUCUCGUACUGGAAGAGAAUUGCAGAGAUAUAAUCAUAUGGGGUUUCGCCAAGUUGUCGGUUGUAUACCGUACAGAUUUAAAUACAAUGAAGAUGGGAUGAAGAUUGAUAAUGAAUACGAGGUGCUUGUGAUAAGUUCUCAAAAGGGUCAAGGCCUGAUGUUCCCCAAGGGUGGUUGGGAGCUUGAUGAAUCCUUAGAACAAGCUGCAUCUAGAGAAUCACUUGAAGAAGCUGGAGUUCUUGGCCAAGUUGAGUCUCAACUUGGGAAAUGGAGAUUCAUCAGCAAAAGCCAAGGCACUUACUAUGAAGGCUAUAUGUUCCCUUUAUUUGUUGAGGAGCAGCUAGACCUGUGGCCUGAGAAGCAUGUUCGAGAGAGAAUUUGGAUGAGUGUUGGUGAAGCUAGAGAAGUAUGCAGACACUGGUGGAUGAAGGAAGCUUUAGAUAUCUUAGUUGAAAGACUGACAUCCAUGGGAGAGCAAAAGGAGGAUGAUCUUCUAGCAACUGAUGAUCUGUGAGCUCAGUCUUGUCUUCUGUUCCUUGUAAAUAUGGAGAGGAAAACUAAAAUUAAAUGGUUUGAUCUUUUCGCCAUGUUCAUGACAUUGACAAAAGCUUGAUCUGGGCUGUACAUGGGGGUUGGGGCUGUUCAUGAUCAAUUGUGAAUUAUAGCUGCUGUAGGCAAAGAUAGUUUGUUUUCUUUCGUUAUGUUACCAUCAAUUUUGAAAUAAUACAAAUAGAUAUCGAUGAAAUGAAAGAUGGCACCCAAUCCACUUGCAACUGA
Cucurbita moschata (crookneck pumpkin) is the source of this 1027-nucleotide messenger RNA. Its product is annotated as nudix hydrolase 17, mitochondrial-like. The record is from RefSeq and is a predicted model, not a curated record. The coding region runs from base 237 to 764 and encodes 175 amino acids. Gene Ontology annotation, molecular function: pyrophosphatase activity. NCBI's taxonomy places the organism in Eukaryota, Viridiplantae, Streptophyta, Magnoliopsida, Cucurbitales, Cucurbitaceae. The transcript has 5 exons. Gene Ontology annotation, cellular component: nucleus; cytoplasm.